This is a messenger RNA of Eleginops maclovinus (Patagonian blennie), 551 nucleotides long. Its product is annotated as zinc finger translocation-associated protein-like. The transcript has 4 exons. The record is from RefSeq and is a predicted model, not a curated record. Bases 12 to 551 code for a protein of 179 amino acids. Lineage: Eukaryota; Metazoa; Chordata; Actinopteri; Perciformes; Eleginopidae.
UCAAUGUGUCGAUGACCUCUGAACUCUUUUUCGUGUCAGUGGUGGUUCUGCAGCUGGUUCUUCUGGUUCUUCUGAUUCUUUGCUGGAUCCUCAGACACAGCAGAAGCAGAAACCUCACUGAGCUAAGGGUCUCAGCAGGGCGACCCACUCGUGUUCUGACCAUCAGAACCGAACCAGACCACGCUCGCCAGCUGCUGGACCGCCUGCUGGACCGAGUCUUCCUCCAGGUAGAACCAGGACCAGAGGCAGGAGAGGAACUUAGAGGAGAACUAGCAGCAGGAACUGGAGAGGAUAUUGAAGCACAACUUGAAUCAGAUUCCGGAUCAGAUACAGAGGUUUCUACCUCAGCUCCUCUUUCCAGCAGAGGGAAAACUCUUCAUGACAAACUGUGGAAAUGGGUCACUGUGGCAAUUCCUUCUGCAGCACCUCCUCCUCCUUCUCCUCCUACUUCUCCUCUUCCUCCUCCUCCUCCCCCUCCUCCCCCAUGCAGUGAGGAUCAGACUGAGGACCUAGACCUCCAGUGGUUAGAUGCAUCCCAGGGCACUUCCUGA